This is a messenger RNA of Nicotiana attenuata, 864 nucleotides long. RefSeq lists its product as uncharacterized. Bases 1 to 864 code for a protein of 287 amino acids. Gene Ontology annotation, biological process: DNA transposition. Gene Ontology annotation, molecular function: zinc ion binding; DNA binding; transposase activity. The record is from RefSeq and is a predicted model, not a curated record. Lineage: Eukaryota; Viridiplantae; Streptophyta; Magnoliopsida; Solanales; Solanaceae. The transcript is spliced from 2 exons.
AUGGGUGAAGGCAUCACUUUCAUCUCAGAUAUGCAAAAGGGCCUCAUUGACUCAAUCUCUGGAGUGCUUCCUGAGGCACACCACAGAUUUUGUGUUAGACACAUAGAAGCAAACUGGUGCAAGAGAUGGGGCUCUGGGGAGUACAAAAAAUAUCUAUGGUGGGCAGCUUGGAGUACCUAUGGGGAGGACUUCCAAGAUCAGUUGAAGAAUAUGAGCCAAGUGGAUGAUGAUGGCAAAGCUGCUGUUGAAGAUCUGUUAAGGUAUGCACCUACCUGCUGGAGUAGGGCCUUUUUUGAUAUAACUUGCAAGAACCAGUCAGUUGAUAAUAACUUGACUGAGUCCUUCAAUUCAUGGAUACUGCAAGCUAGACAGAAGCCAAUUAUAAAGAUGUUAGAGGAGAUAAGAAUCAAGGUGAUGAAUAUGUUGAAUGAUAAUGAAGCUGAAGUUAUGGGGUGGGGAGGUGAGUACAGCCCUAAGACUCUAAACUUGUAUAACCAAUUUAUGAGGAUUGCACAAAAGUGUCAUGUCAAUGGCAGUGCUGACCAAGGUUAUGAGGUGAAAGAAGAUAGUGAUAGGCAUAUUGUCAAUCUGGGAGCAAAAAAAUGCACUUGUAGGACAUGGGACCUUUGUGGAAUCCCAUGUCCUCAUGCAAUCUGUGCACUCUUGUACAAGAAGCAAGAUCCUUUGAGUGAGAUUCAUUGGUUUCUUUCAAAAGAGGCAUAUCUCCAGACUUAUUCUCAUAAGUUGCAACCUGUGAGAGGAGAAAAGUUUUGGAAGAUAGAGCCCUCCCAGAAUAUGGACCCACCUGAAUUUGUGAGGCAAGCUGGUAGACCAAAAGUAAAAAAGAACAAGGGAGGCAAAUGA